GGUUCAUACGAUGCGAAUGCAACACCGUAGAAUGCAAGGAAGCAGGCAAAACUAUGUGCACUGCCACAAAAUUUUGUUACACAGAACUUUAUCAAAACAGACUGAACCGGGGAUGCGAUCCCGCACCUUUAGCGUGUGAGAACCGAAAACCGGUCGCGGUGGAUGUGGAAUGGCCAGCUGUCCAUUGCUGUAACGAGAAAGAUUUGUGUAAUAAAUACUCUAUACCUACAGCUACGACCGCAGAUAAAGAGGAAGGAGUCCACCCGCAGCAGAUGUACGAGCCACAGUCUACAGGUUCCAACUGUUCCAACCUGGCUCAAGUUCGCAGAUCUUCCACCACAAAAAUUAUCAACCCCACAUACAUUGCCGUGCCCGUAGCCGGAGUCUGUGUACUUCUAGGACUUAUUAUAUUCGCCAUGUACUUGUUGAGGCGACGCAGUUACUACCAUCAUCACGACAACUUCCACAGCUACCACCAUGACCAUGCAGCGCAGAACGUCUCCCCCAGCAGCAAAGGCAACAGGUGUACUGACAGUGAAAGGUCAUCGUCGGGCAGUGAGACGAAACUGUUUCUUCAGUCAUGA
Molecule: messenger RNA, 584 nt
Organism: Candidula unifasciata
Lineage: Eukaryota; Metazoa; Mollusca; Gastropoda; Stylommatophora; Geomitridae
Source: the annotation of a GenBank genome assembly